AUGGCUCUGAUGCCAGGGUUGACGGCUCUCUUGCCAUCGACUCCCUCACCAUCGACCCGCUUACUAUCACCGCCGACGACAAUGUUUGACGACAACGAGCUUGACGAAAGUUCGUUGCGGGAAGCGCUUUGCCAAGGCGAGUUACCAUUCUUCUUGAGGGAUGGGGUUAGGGGGCUUGUUCAUCCAGCCCCCAACACACUUCACGCACCCAUCACCCUCGAAGAUACGCUGAUGACGGGGACUAUGCUCUGGCAUAGCUUUCAAAUCAUUGUUAUCACUUACUAUGGUUCUUCAAGUCUGACUCUGGUAAUGUCACUUGUCUAUAUCGUCCUCCAAGCCAGGAACUCCAUGCAUUCCAUGCCUUGGACGGAUGAUCAAGAGACUUUACAAGAUGACAGAUUGUCAUCGACACAGACAAUUGGUGGAUCGGCCGAAGACGUUGGAAAGUGGCAAGCUGCCACUGAUUCGGCGCUCAUGUCCCAAGGUGGCCACAACACAGGGCCCCAUACAGACAGCCAUGGCAUGGGGAAGUGGAUGACGCCUUCUACUGUGUGGCCACAACGGGGAGACGAUCAAAUGGCCCCUGGGACUCGCCAAGCCUUAUUUAGACCUCAACAACAACAAAGUACUGUUGGCUUGGGGUCUGCAAAGUCUCGUCAACAUUCUCACCAACCCAAUCCAGUACUGGGCACCGCUACCGACCAAGCACAUCCACCAUGUCUCUCCCUUGCUGGAUUGCAUUACUGCCUCGGCCACUUCAUAGUUCACUACUUAGAUCUCAGCUGCCGAAGGGAUGCCUACGUCUCAAGUGAGGGACACUGGUCUGUUCAAGGCUAUGCCACCUACUGCAUGGACAGAAGACCACCGCAGUCCCAAGUCUCGUCUACAUAUCAUAUGAGAAACCACAAUAUGGCUUUGACCAGUGUGGCGUUGAUGAAGCUUUACACCGAAGGACAUGAAUCCCAGAGCCGUUUCAGGCCCCCGCUUCUGACCCCUCGGAGCUCUUCGGUGAGCACAACCUCUAGUCAAGCUCAGGGAGUUCAUGCCCUUCUGACCAGAAUGAGUCUGAAGUUUCAUGAUGGAGAACCAAGCUCAACAUCCGUAACGGUGCAGCUUACCGGGAAGCCCAUGUUUCAGACCAGAAUGAGCCUGCAAGCUCGAGCACUCAAAAAGUCCGAUUUUCAGCGGAUGUCACUUCGUGCCCUCUGCCUCACAGUACGAGAGCUGCUCCUACGUGAUACGAAAACGCAAGCACAAAGUUUCCAAGCACGCCACAGGCUCAUGCAACAGAAGAGUAUCAAGUACAGCGACUUCAUGCAAAAUAUAACCUCAGGGCAAGUAUACAAUGGUGAUAACAACCAGCACGAGUACGAGAUCGGACUCUGGUACUUCUCAACCGGCAUGGCGUCACAAGGCUGCCCUUGA
Messenger RNA from Fusarium proliferatum ET1, 1425 nucleotides. RefSeq lists its product as uncharacterized. The transcript is spliced from 7 exons. NCBI's taxonomy places the organism in Eukaryota, Fungi, Ascomycota, Sordariomycetes, Hypocreales, Nectriaceae. Bases 1 to 1425 code for a protein of 474 amino acids. The record is from RefSeq and is a predicted model, not a curated record.